Mesorhabditis spiculigera is the source of this 552-nucleotide messenger RNA. Lineage: Eukaryota; Metazoa; Nematoda; Chromadorea; Rhabditida; Rhabditidae. The record is from the annotation of a GenBank genome assembly.
AUGGAUGCGACGAAAAAGGCGGGCGACAAGCUCGAGCCAAUUGAGGAAUACCAGGCCCCGCAGUACGCGCCAACACCACUGACGGCCACGUCGGCGGCGUUCGAUACGACGCUCUGCCAUGACCCUCAACACAUCUUCCCACAACAGAAGAUCACCGACCCGCCGGCCCGGACCGACAACAACGGAUCUGCACCUCCCUUUUCUCCAGGGAUCCGCACAGCUACCAAUGCCGUUUCCACCCCGAUCGUCACUGCAACCGCUCGGACCCCCCAGAAUCUGCAUCCUAAUGCCGCCGUUGUGGCUACUACUCCUCCGGUCGGCCUCUGUAGUCGGUGCGGGUUCGCCGGCGAGGUCCAAGACACCUAUGGACCCUUGGCCUGCUGGCAGUGCAGGCGCGAUUUCCUGAGCGCCCUGAGGCGCCAGCCGAAGCCCGGCACGCCGAUCUGCAAUCGAAACUGCGGGCUAAAGGACAAAUGUUCCUACCAUCGGCUGAAGCGCUUCCUGGAUCUGGGCUUCGACCCGAGCAGCGUCCGCACCUACAAGGAGCAAGAA